Messenger RNA from Maniola jurtina (meadow brown), 3029 nucleotides. It is a transcript of the gene sw, whose product is annotated as cytoplasmic dynein 1 intermediate chain. The transcript has 17 exons. Gene Ontology annotation, biological process: transport along microtubule. Lineage: Eukaryota; Metazoa; Arthropoda; Insecta; Lepidoptera; Nymphalidae. Gene Ontology annotation, molecular function: dynein light chain binding; dynein heavy chain binding. The coding region runs from base 173 to 2260 and encodes 695 amino acids. The record is from RefSeq and is a predicted model, not a curated record. Gene Ontology annotation, cellular component: cytoplasmic dynein complex.
UGCUCAGUGAUUUUCUGACUUCUGUCAAUAUGUAGAUUAUGUACUUGUAUUGGUGAAUUUUUAGCUUUUGUGAAAAUAUUUACCGUGUUGAAUGUAAUAAAUAAAUCGAAGUAAGGGUAAAAGUUAAUGUCGUCACAUGAAGAGUGCUAGAGUUUAACUAAAGUAAGUGAUAAUGUCAAGCAUGUCCGACCGCAAGGCAGAGCUGGAGCGCAAGAAAGCCAAACUCCAAGCUCUGCGGGAAGAGAAGGACAGACGCAGGCGAGAGAAAGAGCAGAAAGAUGCUGAAGAAGCCCUGCAACGCGCCUCCACCGCGUCCAGCCUGGACAGUCGUCGCGACUUGGACGAAAUGCUGUCGUCGCUCGGAGUGGCGCCCGUCAAAGACGUCCUCUCGUCACUGUCGUCCAUGACGUCACUCACGCCGCCGCAGACAGCCUCACCUGAUGCCAGUCUACCACACACUGACAAGUCCAGCUUACCUCCGCAUGGAGGCCCAAAGAAACCACUGCAACUGCAAGUGGUCUCAGUUCAAUCAACUGACAUUCCACCCAAGGAGAACGUUACAUAUGCUAAACAGACGCAAACUACUGCCUCUGGCGUCACAGAGUUGCGCGAUGGCUGCUCUUCCAAUGCAUCACCGCUUGCAGGAUACAUGGAGGACUGGUGGCGGCCGCGCAAAGCACACGCCACUGACUACUACGACGAGUACAAUCUAAACCCGGGUUUAGAGUGGGAGGACGAGUUUACAGUGCUUACAUUCGACGGGGACGGCGCUCGGCAAGGCGAGGACGAAGAGGCGGCCUUCCACGGUAAACUACCACCGGGCAUCCUGCCUCACGGCCUGCCGACCGUCAAGGAGGUGCAACCGGCCGUCACCGCAGCGCCGCAAGAGAAGAAGGAAGAGGAGAAGGAAAAGAAAAUCCGCGAGCUGAGCAACGACGAGAAGCAAACGAUAAUGCUGUCGGCGGAGUUCCAGAAGUUCAUGAGCCGCGCCGGCCGCGUCAUCGAGCGCGCGCUGGCCGAGUCCGUCGACAUCUACACGGACUACACCGGCGGCGGCGACAACGAGAAUGCUCAGGACGACAAAUCAGAUGCGCGUCUAUCCCUCGUGCGCACGUUCUACGACGAGCGUUGGUCUCGAGGCCGCUGCGUCACGUGCCUCGACUGGUCCUCGGCCCAUCCGGAGCUGAUGCUGGCCUCGUACCACAACAGCGACGACGCUCCUCACGACCCCGACGGAGUGUGCCUCGUGUGGAACACCAAGUUCAAGAAGUCCACGCCCGAGGAUAUCUUCCACUGUCAGUCGCCAGUCAUGAGCGCUACUUUUGCCAGAUUCCACCCGAACCUCAUCCUGGGUGGAACGUAUUCGGGGCAGAUCGUGCUGUGGGACAACCGCGUGCAGAAGCGGACGCCCAUACAACGCACGCCGCUCUCUUCGCUCGCACAUACUCACCCAGUAUACUGCCUAUCGGUAGUGGGCAGUCAGAACGCCCACAACCUGAUCUCUGUCUCCACGGACGGGCGCAUGUGCUCCUGGUCUCUGGACAUGCUGUCCCAGCCUCAGGAGACGCUGGACCUUCACCACAGGCAGAACAAAGCCGUGGCCGUCACCUGCAUGGCGUUCCCUCACGCCGACGUCAACAACUUCGUGCUGGGCAGCGAGGACGGCAACAUCUACACUGGGUGCCGACACGGACAGAGAGCAGGCGUGUCAGAAAGCGUGGAGGCGCACGCAGGCCCCGUCACGGCUGUGGCGUGCCACGCCGCGCCCGCUGCCUUAGACCUGUCGCAUCUCUACCUCUCCGCCUCUGUGGACUGGAGCGUCAAGCUGUGGAGUCUUAAGGAAAAUAAGGCGCUGUACUCGUUCGAGGACAGCGGCGACUAUGUAGCAGACGUGCGCUGGUCGCCCGCUCAUCCUGCCCUGUUCGCCGCCGUGGACGCGGCCGGUAGACUCGACCUGUGGAACCUCAACAGAGACACCGAGGUGCCGAUCGCGUCGGUGAUGUCGGAGACAGGAGUAGCCUUCAACCGGGUAUCGUGGAGUCCGAGCGGUGGCCACGUCACAGCGGGCGACGACGCGGGGAAGAUCUGGGUCUACGAACUGGCUGAGAACGUGGCGCAACCUCGUCACGACGAGUGGAGCAAGUUGGUGUACACGCUGCAGGAGUUGCGCAACAACCAAGCCGACGAGGAGACGGACCGCCUCAGCCUGGCCACCUCCCUCACCAGCCUCAGCUCACUGGCCAGCAACCCUCUCAGAUAACUGCUACACUGGGACAUUCGCUGUGGAUGGAAGUUGUAAUGAGCGAGGCUGGGUUCCCAUGUCACUGAAGGAAAUUGUGGUGCGAGAGAAAAACAUGUUUAAAUCUAGAUCUUUUAAUGCUCUUAACCGUUAUAACUAUAUUUAAAAGUUGCAUACAAUAAAGUAUAAUAGCCUAAAACUGCACAAAUGCAUUUUUAUCAAUAAUUCCAUAGUUCAAGAUGAAUGGAUUGAAAUUGACGAAGGUUCCUUCCUUUAACUGUAUAAAAAUUAAAGCCAGACAUAUUUAUAUUAUGUAUAUCUGAAUUUGCAAGGUGUUAUUUCGUAGCGGGCGGCCCAGGUAAGAGUGGCGGCCAGCGUGUAGAACAAACUUAAUAUUUACAAGUUGGAAGGAAGACACGUGGACGUGUCCUAAUCGAGAGCGGGUGCCAAGCGGCAUGGAGAGUAUGGCAUCGCGCCCGCUGCCCGCCGCGCAGGCGCAGGACGCACCCGCUCCCAGCUGGGCCGCCGACUUAGAGCCUUAAUAAUUAUUAUAGGUUUUAGUAUCAAGGUGUAAUUAUUGUUAUCAAUUAAUAUUUUACUCAUUAUCAAGUAUUAUUGUAAAAUUGUAUUUAUAUAAUUUAGAACAUCCUGUGCAUUGCAUGGUCCUUGAAAUGUAACCAUGCAUGGCACGCCAAAUGAUACCAUACAUGGUUAUUUUUUGAAUGUCAGUGCAUAUGCAAUUAAGUAUGAAUUGUAAGAGAUGAAAUAUGAAUAAAUUCAUUGCUUAUUA